AUGGAAAAAGGUCCUUGGAUAUUUGUGGAAGAUGAUGGAUAUGUGUCACCGUCCUUAUACAGUGUCCCAUCACACUACUCUCCUUAUAUUGGAGGCAUAUUUGUGCCUCGAGGGAUGAUCCAAGACAGGAUAAAGAAAAUCGCUGAAGAUGUUAUCAACUAUUUUCAAGACCAUCCUAUAACCCGUUGCUAGCUAUUUAAUAGGAAUUUUUUCCUCCUAUGAAUUUUCUGAGAUUUUUGGGCAUGCUUUUGCCUGAUGAGACAAUUGCUCGAAAAAAUCUAUUAAAAUUCUAUUAGAUUUGCCAUGAGGAAAAAAAUUUUGACCAAAUAAAUGCGACACGGAGCCCUAUAUAACCAUUCUAGUCGUCCUUAGAGGUGCUUUCCGUUAUGCCAAAGAUUUGAUAGAAGCUAUAGAUGCUAUGCCAAACCCUAAUUUCAGACACUACAAUUUAGAAUUUAUUAGAGCCAGAAGUUAUGUGAAUAACGUUCAACAAGAUGUGUUGGUUGAGGGUCUUGACCAACUGGAUUUGACUGGUAAGCAUGUUCUUAUUGUAGAAGAUUUAGUGGAUAGAGGAAAAACCUUAUCAAGAGUUGCAGAAAUCGUCAGAGAAAAAAAUCCAGCUGAUUUAAAAAUAAGCGUUUUAGCUUAUAAAAGAAACCCUAUCAACCAGUGGGUUGUGCCUGAUUUUAUAGGAUUUUCGUUGCCAAAUGACUGGAUUAUUGGAUAUCAUAUAGACUAUAACAACCAUUUUAGAGAUCUCCCUCAUAUCUGCAAGUUGAAUGAAGCUGGAAUUGAAAAAUUUAGAGUUUAA
Messenger RNA from Blepharisma stoltei, 811 nucleotides. The record is from the annotation of a GenBank genome assembly. NCBI's taxonomy places the organism in Eukaryota, Ciliophora, Heterotrichea, Heterotrichida, Blepharismidae.